This is a messenger RNA of Larimichthys crocea (large yellow croaker), 3011 nucleotides long. RefSeq names its product alpha-1,3-mannosyl-glycoprotein 4-beta-N-acetylglucosaminyltransferase C. Gene Ontology annotation, molecular function: acetylglucosaminyltransferase activity. Gene Ontology annotation, biological process: protein N-linked glycosylation. The coding region runs from base 222 to 1685 and encodes 487 amino acids. The record is from RefSeq and is a predicted model, not a curated record. The transcript has 5 exons. Lineage: Eukaryota; Metazoa; Chordata; Actinopteri; Sciaenidae.
UUUGAGUAAGUCAGUGUGUGUGUUUUUGUUUUUUGUGUGGAAUGCUGUCGGUCGUAUCCACGGGAGAUGAAGAUAUCGCUCCACAGUGACGACACAGAGGAGCCACCUGAUGUCUUAUAUCAACGCCCAUACAGCCUGCAGCUGUGUGGGAGGAGAGCCCGGAGGUUAACACGCAGCUUUGAAUGUGAAAACGGUGUUUAGUCAGUCUUUCCUCUCCGUGGAUGGAUUUUUCCGUGCCUUAUAAGUCCACUGUGAAGAACGCUGCGCCGAGGACGGAAAUGCGACGUCAUUCAAAGAAGAAGAAUGUUGUUUUGGCAGUGCUGCUUAUCGUCGGAGCAUUAUACUUCAUUAGCCAUGUGGACUUCUUCAUUGCUGGCCUGUCAAGGUCACACGAACCAAUUCCUAAUGAGUUAACUUGGCAAACGGAGAGGUUGAUCAGUAAGGAGUCCUGGGUGGAACAGGGAGAUUACCUGCCUCUCAAUGUAUCCUAUCAGCUGCUUGCUGGAGCACCAUCUACUCAACAGAGGUAUUUAUCAGUUGGAUUGUCAUCAGUGAAGAGGAAGAAGGGCAGCUACCUGAUCCCCACCUUGCAGUCCCUCUUCUCCCAGUCUUCUCCUCAGGAGCGUUCCUCCAUGGUGGUCAUUGUUCUGCUAGCAGAUUUUGAUUUCAGCUGGACAGUCGCUACAGUGAAGGAGAUCAAAACUGCUUUUGCCUUAGAGCUGGAACAAGGCCAGCUCGUGGUCCUCCAUGUUCCUCAGGACUGGUACCCUCCUCUUACAGGUCUAAAGAGGAACUACAAUGAUGCUCCAGAAAGGGUAUCAUUCCGUUCCAAGCAAAACAUGGAUUACGCCUUUCUGAUCCACUACAGUGCUGGUCUGAGCAGAUACUACCUCCAGCUGGAGGAUGACAUCUUGUCUGCAAAAAACUUUGUGACCACCAUCAAGAGGCAUGUUGAGGAGCAAGAGGCGAAGAAGGACACGUGGGCUAUGCUAGAAUUCUCAGCGCUCGGCUACAUCGGGAAACUCUACAAAUCAGCCCAUCUUCCUCUCUUGGCGCGCUUCCUCUACCUCUUCUACCAGGAAAUGCCCUGUGACUGGUUAAUGUCUCACUUCAGAGUGCUGUUGACUCAGAAAAAGCCACUUAUCUUCAAACCCUCUCUGUUCCAACACGUGGGGACUUUCUCCUCAUUCCAAGGGACAUACAACAAGCUAAAGGACAAGGACUUUGAGGAGGGGCCCUACACCAAUCCAUCUGCUGAGGUUUACUCUAAUAUGUCCGCCUACAAGGACCACUUCCCCAAACUGGCCUGGGAUGCCGGGGAGGGAUUCUUCUGGGGACGCUCCCCAGAAAAAGGAAGCUACCUGACAGUGGUGUUCAAAGAGCCUAUAGUGGUGAUGGGGAUAUUAGUAGAAACAGGAACAGGGGGCAAAGACCUUCUGGAGUCAGCUCAGGUGGAAAUAGGUCAUGAUGUGGUUGCUACCAUGAACAAGGAGAAGAGUUGUAAAGAGUUCCAGACAGUGGGGACGUUAGAGAACGGAAACUUUGAGAUGCAGGAGAUUGACAAGAAGUAUAGCUCCACCUCUUCCUGUUUGAGGAUAACUGUCACAGCUGGACAGAAGGACUGGGUAAUCAUUAACAAAAUCAGGAUCUCAACAAAAGCAAGUACACCUACACGACAAGUAUAGUGACAUCCUGCCAGAAUAAUGAUUUACCUUGGUUUGAUCUGCUGGACCUUGUAUGAAGGCUGAUUGUGUGACUUUGUGCCUUGUUGAAGGGUAAAUUAAUUAACUUUAUAAUAAUAAUAAUAACUCUGAAGAAAAUUCCUUCCAUAUGAAGAAAAUUCAGAAUAUGAAGAAUGUUUGACCAAUCUCUGUGAUAACUUGUUGUGUCUCUUGUUUUAUUAUAAGCUAUAGGCAAGAAAGUCCACGUGAUAUAUUGUUAUGCCUUAUGUAUCAGACACAGCAGAGGUGGUCAUUGGUCUGUCCAUUGUUUUUGAAUGUUGAGGUGUAAAGAAAGUAUCACUGAAAAUCAUGUGCUUGUAUAACAGUGAGUCAUGGGGACAGGGCCAUUCUGUGCUUUGCCAUGGAGCCCAAGUUAGAAUGUAACACACACACACACAUCUGUUAGUAUGACCGCACCUAGAGCCUUACGGUGUUCAGGACUUUGUUCAGUAUGAACAAAGUCAACCACUUUGAUUGUAAACAAAUGAUUUUAUCAAACACAUUAAUGGGAGUGUGUCUGGGCUCUUUUAAAGUCCCGUUGAUAACUAUCAAUUACAUAUUCAAGUCACUUCUGUGUGUUUCUGGAGGACCUCUUAGGGUAUAUUCCUAUAUUCUCCUUUAUGCCUGACUCAUAGUAUAAAGACUGAGACUUGCUUUUUUUAUAUACCGCCCAUCAUGCCCCAAAUGUUGCUAAAAUGUUAGAAACACAUAUCUAUGGUCAACUCGUGUUUCCUGUGUUCCCAUGGAGGAGAGAACAAUAGCUUCUUGUUUUGCAGUGGUUAAUGGCACUGAACACUUGAUUGUUACUCUGGUCAGCUCACAGAACAAUAACUCAUUCUAGAGGGACAAGUGAUAAAGAAAAACCCACAGAGGCUGCAGGCGAUAUUGAUUAGGCUAUUCAAAACUUUUAUUGGUUGGAGGUGUGACAUAUACUGUAUUUUUUUUUUUUAUAAUACCUAUGCAAAGGAUAUUUUAGAAUGUGUUUUUCAUGCUACUGUCUACAUAAAUAUAUAUUUAAAUCUUAAAUAUAUUUAAGGAUAUUUUAUUUUUUCUUUCUUUUUUUACUCUUCUGUCUACUCAGGUCUGUCGUGUGAAUGAAAUCUGGAUCGCAGUGUGAGUUGCGGAUUAAUAAUGUUUAAUUUAAUAUUCAAAACAUUAUAAGAAAAGCGUUUUAUAUUUUUCCUUGGUGAAUAUAUAUAUAUAUUGACCUAAAACUGGGACAGUUAAUGGGCAUUUAUUUUUGUCUGUAUUUUUUCAUCCACUGAGAAUUAAAUAAAGACGUUCAUUGGU